This is a messenger RNA of Lates calcarifer (barramundi perch), 1276 nucleotides long. RefSeq names its product transmembrane protein 88 a (gene tmem88a). Gene Ontology annotation, cellular component: plasma membrane. Gene Ontology annotation, molecular function: PDZ domain binding. Bases 477 to 1052 code for a protein of 191 amino acids. The record is from RefSeq and is a predicted model, not a curated record. NCBI's taxonomy places the organism in Eukaryota, Metazoa, Chordata, Actinopteri, Centropomidae. The transcript is spliced from 3 exons.
UGUGCAUUCACAUUAGAGGCAACACAGGAUACACACUCACACACUUACUCAUAUCUCAGACUGGAGUCAGAGUGAGGAAACAGAAUGUCAGGGAAGGAAGCGCUGAAGCCAGUGGGAAAGCAGAAUUUGCCUCAAGUCUCCAGUUCUCCUUUCUGACCCACUCUGAGACGUCAGUGGGAGACAUUUAGAUUCAUAACAGCGGGAAAAUAGCAGAUCUUUUUUUUUUAAAUAAUUUUUUUUGUUAUUUUUUUGGAAAUAGACCAGAAAACCAGAAAAACAGAAGAAGAUUAGCAGAAACUCAGCUUUUCUUGGAUACCAGCCUCAAGAUCUGGAUUUUCAGACAGAGAAGACACACACCAGGAGGAAAUUCUUCAAAUUCUCUUUGCCUCUGACUCCUCACCGCUCUUCAGGUCUUUCAGAGUGCCAUCAUCUGCUGCCACCAUCGAACUCAGACACACGUUUAGGCCACAAAGAAGAUGAGUCUGUCACGGAAUGGGACGCUUGAGAAGACGGUACCUGAGCCACGCUCCCUCUCCAGAGACGGGUCGGGGGCCGUGGUGCCGCCUCCAUACAGCAGCAGCGAGGCCCCUGAUAUGGAGCCCCUGGAGCUGAGGGGCUCUCUGGACUGCUGGGCCUGCUCUGUGCUGGUCACCGCCCAGAAUCUGGUCAUCGCCCUGAUCAACGGCGUGGUGGCCAGCAUCGUGUUUGGCGUCAUCCUCACCCCUGCUCUUGCUAUGGUCAUAUUUGGCUUCCUCUGCCACUCCACGGUGCAGCCCCAUGGAACAUCUCUGUACUGUUCGGACAUACUGGACGACGGUGGCUGCGUGGCUCUGCUGGUCGUGGGUUUUCUGCUGCUCACCCCUCUGCUGGUCCUGGCGCUCGCCGCCUACUGCCGCCUGGCCCGACACCUGCAGCUGGGCCUGUGUUUCAUUCCCUACAGCCGUGCCGUCUACAAGAACCUGCCUGCCUCACGCCGCCGGGGAGGCGGAGGAGGUUGCUGUGGCCAGGAGGGAGCUUCAGAGAGGGAGAGGAAGGGUAGUGUAUGGGUGUAGGAGAGGAAAAGAGGAUCGUAUGUGAUUGUAAGAUGUAUCCUUGUUUAAUGACUACAGUUGGGUUGUUUUCAGUCUGGUAUUGUAUUUCUAUUUCUACAGCCAUUGUAAAAAUCCAUCAUAUGUCAUCAUUUAUAUUGAUUGUUUGGAAGUCUAUAUUGAUUUUUAUACUAGUCUACAUGUAUUUUUUUAAAAUACCUUUUUACAAUAAAAUAUUGCAAGCUGAA